AUGGAACAAAUACAGAUUUCAGCGUCAGAAAAAGAUGAGUUUAUGAAAAAGUUUAAAUAUUACAAGUCCAAUAAACCCAAGCCAUCCUUAGAUCAAGUUGUAAAAGUUGAAAAAGGUUGCUCUAAUUUGGUCACUGAGUUAUGUCCUGAUAAAAAAGUAGAAGAACCAAGAACACAACUCUUAGGUUUAAGAAGUUCAAAUGAAUGGCAAUUAUAUAAGUUUCAAAUGCAUCCUGGUUUGAUAUUUAUAAAAAAUCCAUUUACUGAUGUGGGUCAAAGAUUCUGGAUAAGAAAAUGUCUAGAAGAAUAUCCACGAAAGCCAAAUAAAUUGAACAUAGACAUAGGAAGCAAUUGUCAAGAUUGGUGGGCUGAAUGUCAUGGAAAUACAGAUAACAAUAAGCUACUGUUAAAGAAACUAAGAUGGACUACAUUAGGAUACCAUCAUAAUUGGGAUACAAAAGUGUACAGCGAAGACAAUAAGACUCCAUUUCCUAAUGAUUUAGCAGAACUUUCAGAUGUGUUUGCCAGAUGUUUAGGAUAUAAAAACUUUCGAGCGGAAGCAGCAAUUGUCAAUUAUUAUCAUAUGAAUUCUACUUUGUCAGCUCACACUGACCACUCUGAAAUUAAUUUGGAUGCACCACUAUUCUCUUUUAGUUUUGGCCAGUCAGCAAUAUUUUUAAUAGGCGGCAAGGAGAAAUCCGUAGAACCUUCAGCACUUCUUAUUAAUAGUGGUGAUGUUAUUGUUAUGUCCAACGAGACCCGCUUGUGUUAUCAUGCUGUUCCUAAAAUAUUACCAUCACCAGCCUCACCGUGGGAAGGAACUGAUUAUGAAAUAAGCAAUCUUGAUGUUUCUGAUUUAAAAUACAUAGUUCAUCCCGAAGAAAUUCUAUCAUCUAUGAAACAAAAUACCAGUAACCAAGAAUGGGAUAAAUUUAGACAUUACAUUAAAGAAUCUAGGAUAAAUAUUAAUGUAAGACAAGUAUUAAAUGAAAAACAGACGAGUUUAUGA
Molecule: messenger RNA, 1008 nt
Organism: Arctia plantaginis
Lineage: Eukaryota; Metazoa; Arthropoda; Insecta; Lepidoptera; Erebidae
Source: the annotation of a GenBank genome assembly